Molecule: messenger RNA, 388 nt
Organism: Dentiscutata erythropus
Lineage: Eukaryota; Fungi; Glomeromycota; Glomeromycetes; Diversisporales; Gigasporaceae
Source: the annotation of a GenBank genome assembly
CACGAGUAUCCUCACAAAUUAUUACAUCAAAACGGCUGCAUCUUCAAAGCCAGAGAUGUCAAUUUGUCAUUCAUCUGAUAUUUGCAUGCCACGAAAUGGCUAUUUUAGUGAAAGUGCAAUUAGUAGUGCUGUUGCUCCGCCCAUGUCAAGUGAUGAACAAGUAAAAAUUGUGACUUAUCCAAAUGCUGUAAAUACGCAGAGUACGAAAAGUGGAAAAAAUAAUAAUAUAAAUCCUGAUGAGAAUAGUAAAUGUAAAGGAAUAGGAUCUUUUUCUAAAUCAUCAUCGGCAUUAAAAGACAAAAAAACUACCGGUCUACCAAAAAAAAGAAAAAAGCGCAGACUCAUAGCUGAAGCAUGGCAAUAUUUUAAAUUAGAAGAAAAUUUCGCA